CCAAAAUGACGCGCUUCCGCCCCUGCAUCGACCUCCAUGCCGGCCAAGUCAAGCAAAUUGUCGGCGGCACGCUCGACAGCGCGACCUCGGAACUCAAGACCAACUUUGUGUCUCCCCACCCCCCUGCUUACUUUGCCAAGCUGUACCGCGACAAUGAGUUGUCGGGAGCGCACGUCAUCAUGUUGGGGCCGGGGAACAAGGAGGCGGCCUUGGAGUCGCUGAAGGCUUGGCCAGGCGGCUUGCAGGUCGGAGGCGGGAUCACGGAUGCGAAUGCGAGGGAGUGGGUGGAGGCGGGCGCUGAGAAGGUCAUCAUCACCUCCUACCUCUUCCCCAACGGCAAAUUCUCCCAGUCCCACCUCGACGCCGUCCUUGCCGCCCUUGACGGUGACAAGAGCAAGCUGGUCAUCGACCUGAGCUGUCGCCGCCAGGGAGACAACAGGUGGUUUGUUGCCAUGAACAAGUGGCAGACUAUUACUGACAUGGAAGUGAGCGAGGAAUCCAUCAAGGCAUUGGAACCUUACUGCUCUGAAUUUCUCAUCCACGCCGCCGAUAACGAAGGGUUGCAAAAAGGCAUUGACGAGAAGCUCGUCCAGCGGCUGUCCGAGUGGUGUUCCAUCCCCGUUACUUAUGCCGGUGGCGGUCGCAACCUGGAGGACCUGGAGACCGUCAAGAGACUGAGCGGUGGCAAGGUUGACCUGACUAUCGGCAGCGCGCUGGAUUGCUUUGGUGGAAAGGGUGUCACGUUGCAGGAAUGCGUGGAAUGGAAUCGCAGGCAAUGAGUAGUGCGUUUGCAUAAGAUGAUGUGCGUGGAAAAACGAAACCAAAAGGGGGGUGAGUGCUGUGUAUAAAGAGGUAGUCGUAUACCCUCGAGUGUAUUCGGGUCUAAAUACCUAUGACCUCAGAUGCCUUGCUCUGCCCCAAAACGCGGAAUGGAACGACGAUGCAACAUCGGCUGAUUCACACCAGUCUUUACGAGCACGUUUACUGAGACCGUUUCUUGAUUUGGGCAGCAUCAGCAGCAUCGGAGACUCGGUGUACGAAGACUGCUAGGAAGGGAAACAGUAAAUAGCUGUGGGUGUCAGAGGUGACGUUGAAAACAUCAAUAAACAAGCAACAAGAUAAUAUUAGUCUAUCCGCAACAACUAAUGCAGGG
Neurospora tetrasperma FGSC 2508 is the source of this 1153-nucleotide messenger RNA. RefSeq names its product 1--5-imidazole-4-carboxamide isomerase. The record is from RefSeq and is a predicted model, not a curated record. NCBI's taxonomy places the organism in Eukaryota, Fungi, Ascomycota, Sordariomycetes, Sordariales, Sordariaceae. Gene Ontology annotation, cellular component: cytoplasm. The transcript is spliced from 3 exons. Gene Ontology annotation, biological process: L-tryptophan biosynthetic process; L-histidine biosynthetic process. Bases 6 to 779 code for a protein of 257 amino acids. Gene Ontology annotation, molecular function: 1-(5-phosphoribosyl)-5-[(5-phosphoribosylamino)methylideneamino]imidazole-4-carboxamide isomerase activity.